CACCCAAAAAAAAAAAAUUAUGGAAAGACACGGAGUAAGAAGAUUUUACUCUGCGUCCGAAGUCUUGGAGCUCGUCACCGCUCAAGAUGGCCAAAAUGAGGAGAGGUAUUCUUCAGACCCUGAUACUGCAGACACUGAUGAGGAAGAGGACUUCAUCGAAGGGAUCGAUAAACUUCAUGAUAUUACAGGCAAUAUCGUGGAGGAGAAAGAUGGCGAUCUGAAUGAGGAUGAUGAAGAGGACAAUAACGGUGUGGUGGCAGGUGCAAGUAGAGGAAGAAAAAGAAGUCGGGAGGGUCCAGCUAGUAAAAGGAGAGGCAAAAGGUCAGAAACUCAUGUGGACACUCAAGUCAAGUGGAAAACAGAGAAGGAGACUGAUCAUUUGCUGCACCCCCCACUCCAUUUCCGGUACAAGACGGUCCUGCACCAUUUCAUAGAUAUAGCUGUGACAAACAGCUAUCUGAUUCACAAAGAGAUGUGUGCACAGCUGGAGCAGAAGGCUCCAAAACACCAGGCUUUCCAGGAGCAACUGACAGUAGCGCUUUGUGGAGUAGAGCCACAAGCAGCUCCGACUACCAGCUAUCGGCACCUGCCUGUUGCAAUUUUUGAAGGGGCAUCCGUUGAAGACAAAGCAACAAAGGGAAGGAGAAAGUGCAAGCUUUGUGGAAAAUGCACUCCAUUCAUGUGUGAAGCUUGCAAACUUCCUCUCUGUGUUAUUGUGGACAGGAACUGCCACAAGGACUUCCACAGCUCCAGUGGGCAUGCUAAAAAAUAAAGUCCUUGCUCUCAUCAUGACAUUUUGUCAUGUGGACAGACAUUUUCUCAUGUGAAUACACAAAGACUGACACACUUUCAUUUAAAUGUUUGUAUUUUAUUGUUGAUGUACAAUGUGCAAUGUAUCUUCUGCACUUCUUUUUUCUAAUUGCACUGAUAAAAGCAUUUUUUUUAUUUUCCCUCGUUUUAUUGUUUUUAGAAAAUUGGCUGUAACUUUGAAACGAAGCUUUGAAAAAACUCCAAAUAAAUUGUGUUUGGUUUAGAA
This is a messenger RNA of Xiphophorus hellerii (green swordtail), 1036 nucleotides long. RefSeq lists its product as uncharacterized. The record is from RefSeq and is a predicted model, not a curated record. Bases 20 to 772 code for a protein of 250 amino acids. The transcript has 2 exons. NCBI's taxonomy places the organism in Eukaryota, Metazoa, Chordata, Actinopteri, Cyprinodontiformes, Poeciliidae.